AUGAUGGCAGCACCAGAUCAGCCACAAGCCUCUGGCAUGGAGUGUUGGUUUGGAAAGAAACAUUACGGCCGCGCUAUGAACGAAGUCCUGGCAGCAGAUCCAGGGUACUGCCGGUGGAUGGUCCAGAAGGCUGAGGAGGCAGAUCCACCACCAGAGCUUCGAGAAGAUGUGGCCUGGCUUCUGCAACACGCCCCCCAUCUCAAGGAACCUCGCGAGUUCGUGGAAGGUGGCAAGCAUCGUGGGCGCUUGCUUUCCGAGCUUGUGAAAGAAGAUCCAGCAUACUGCCGCUGGAUUCUCCAACAUGCUGAGGAGGAAACCGCCUUGCCCGUCAUUCGGGAGAAAGCCAGAUGGCUGAAGCAGAAUGCACCUUACCUCAAGGAGCAGCCAGAAGUGCCAGUGCUCGAAGGAGGAAGGCACAACGGACGACUCCUUUCCGAAGUGGUGGUGGCGGAUCCGAGCUACUGCCGGUGGCUGAUAGGCGAGGCUGAGGUCGGCCGCACCUCAAGAUGUCUGCGGAAAGCAGCGGGCUGGCUCUCGAAGCAUGCUCCACACCUCAAGGCCGAGGAUGGAGCAUGGGUUGGUGGCAACUACCGCGGACGGCACAUAUCAGAGCUGGUGACUGAAGACCCGGCGUAUUGCCAGUGGGUUCUUCGAGUAGCAAAGGAGGAAGACGCGAGUUCUGCGAUCAGAGACCAAGAGAUCCCUGUCGUCAACGUCCGGGGCAGGCACAGAGGAAUUCCUCUUCCGCAGGUCGUAGCAGAGGACCCGCAUUGGUGCCUUUUUGUACUCAACCAGAACGAGCCGGCGCAGUGGCAGUUGCGAGGAUUCGCGGACGCUGCUGAUUGGCUUCGAGGCAAUGCUAAUGAAUUGGUGGACGUGAACAGGGACGAUGAGGCCGCCCUUGCUGAAAUAGGACAAGCGUGUUUACAGCGCUACGGCGGGAUGUUUACAGUCCGCAAUGGCAAAUUCCGGAUGAGAAGCUUCCAGACAGUCACGGAGGAGGCCCCUGGAUAUGUGGAGUGGAUCCAGCAGCGCAUCAAGAACGCUUCAGCCAUGGAAGGCGCGCAGUUGGGCACAAAGAACUUUCAACUCCUUGCAGCUUACUACCGUCAGCGCCAGAUGCCUCGCUCAGGAGGUGAUGCAGGGAAGAAGGAAUGCAAGACUUUGUGA
Symbiodinium pilosum is the source of this 1170-nucleotide messenger RNA. Lineage: Eukaryota; Dinophyceae; Suessiales; Symbiodiniaceae. The record is from the annotation of a GenBank genome assembly.